Chiloscyllium plagiosum (whitespotted bambooshark) is the source of this 8333-nucleotide messenger RNA. The record is from RefSeq and is a predicted model, not a curated record. Lineage: Eukaryota; Metazoa; Chordata; Chondrichthyes; Orectolobiformes; Hemiscylliidae.
UUUGAUCCUCGGCGGACGCGGUAAAGGCGUUUGUCGCCGCGUUCUCGAAACUCCCCCGGGGGCUCCAUGGAGGAGGCAGCCCGGUGGCGGCGGCAUUGCUGAGACCGGGAGAUCAGAGCAACUGAACCCACACCCCUCACCCCUCCCCCAUCAUCAGUGUAAACACACGGAGACAACUGCGGCUCCGGGAGGAGCAGGAAAAGCAACCAUGGCCUCGGUGAAGGUGGCGGUGAGAGUGAGACCCAUGAACCUGAGAGAAAAAGAUUUGGAUGCCAAAUGUAUCAUACACAUGGAUGGAAACAAAACAGCAAUCACAAACUUAAAGAUCCCAGAAGGAGGUUCAGGAGAUUCUGGACGAGAACGGCUAAAAACGUUUACCUAUGACUAUUCUUACUGUUCUGCUGAUUGUAGGAGUCCCAGAUUUGUCUCCCAGGAAAGGGUUUUCAAGGAUCUUGGGACUGAUGUCCUUAAAGCUGCCUUUGAAGGCUAUAAUGCAUGCAUAUUUGCUUAUGGGCAGACCGGAUCUGGCAAAUCCUAUACAAUGAUGGGAAACCCGGAUGAUGCAGGCCUCAUACCUCGAAUUUGUCAAGGGCUGUAUGACAGGAUUGCAGGGAGGUCUAGGUGGGAUGAAGCUUCAUUUCGCACAGAAGUAAGCUACCUGGAGAUUUAUAAUGAGCGAGUAAGGGAUUUGCUCAGGCGGAAGUCAACCAAAACGUACAAUUUACGAGUGAGGGAACAUCCAAAGGAAGGUCCAUAUGUAGAGGAUUUAUCAAAGCAUUUGGUGCAGAAUUACAGCGAUGUGGAAGAACUCAUGGAAGCUGGAAACAUCAAUCGAACAACUGCUGCCACAGGGAUGAAUGAUGUCAGCAGUCGUUCCCAUGCCAUUUUCACCAUCAACUUCACUCAAGCCAAAUUUGAUGCUGAAAUGCCUUGUGAAACAAUUAGCAAGAUCCACUUGGUCGAUCUUGCAGGAAGUGAAAGAGCAGAUGCUACAGGUGCCACUGGCGUACGAUUGAAAGAAGGAGGGAAUAUUAAUAAGUCUUUAGUCACAUUGGGAAAUGUUAUAUCUGCUUUGGCUGAUUUGUCUCAGGAUAGGACAAAUUCUCAAGCAAAGAAGAAACAAGUGUUUGUGCCUUACAGAGAUUCAGUUUUGACUUGGUUAUUGAAAGACAGCCUUGGUGGAAACUCCAAAACCAUUAUGAUUGCCACCAUUUCACCUGCGGAUGUCAAUUAUGGAGAAACAUUGAGUACCCUUCGCUAUGCAAACAGAGCUAAAAACAUCAUUAACAAACCUACCAUUAAUGAAGAUUCUAAUGUCAAACUUAUUCGUGAGCUACGUGCUGAAAUAGCACGACUGAAGGCUUUACUUGCUCAGGGGAAUCAGAUUGCGUUGUUGGAUUCUCCAACAGCUUUAAGUAUGGAGGAGAAGCUUCAACAAAAUGAAGCUAGAGUGGAGGAACUGACCAAAGAGUGGACAAAUAAAUGGAAUGAAACACAAAAUAUCCUCAAGGAAGAAACCUUAGCCCUUCGAAAAGAAGGAGUUGGUGUGGUUUUGGAUUCAGAGUUACCUCAUUUGAUUGGUAUUGAUGAUGACUUACUUAGUACUGGAAUUAUUUUGUAUCAUCUUAAGGAGGGCAAGACCUACGUUGGACGAGAAGAUGCCACUACAGAGCAAGACAUUGUUCUCCAUGGUCUUGACCUCGAAAGUGAACACUGUAUCUUUGAAAACCUCAAUAACAAAGUAACUGUAAUACCACUGAAUGGCGCACAGUGCUCAGUCAAUGGAAAUCACAUUGAAGAAGCUACUCAGCUAAACCAAGGAGCUGUCAUACUCCUGGGGAGAACCAACAUGUUCAGGUUUAAUCAUCCUAAGGAAGCUGCUAAACUCAGGGAAAAAAGGAAGAGUGGACUGCUGUCUACCUUCAGUUUGUCUAUGACUGACCUUUCUAAAUCCUGUGAAAAUCUUUCCGCCGUCAUGCUCUACAAUCCAGGUCUUUUCACUAUAAAGGGACCCAUUUGCCUAAGGCUAGAAUUUGAGAGACAACAAAGAGAAGAGCUAGAAAAGCUGGAAAAUAAGAGGAGACUGAUAGAAGAAAUGGAAGAAAAACAACAAUCAGAAAAGUCAGAACUCGAGAGGUUGCAGCAGGAAGUAGAGACGCAACGCAAGGAGACUGAAAUUGUCAAGCUUCGCAUCCGAAAACAAGAAGAAAAUCUGAAACGUCGAAAUCUGGACAUUGAAAGCAGGCUUAAAGACUUAAAGGCUGAGAAAGAGAAGUUUGAGGAAGAGCGGCAAAGAGAACAAGAAGAAAUUGAGCUGCAAAAGAAAAAGCAGGAAGAAGAAAUUUACCUACGAGUCCAAAAAGAAUUACAGGUAUUGCAGGAACUUCACGAGCAAGAGAAUGCAGGUAAACUGGAAAUUCUCAGAGAGCUAGAGAAACUCAAAAGAGAAAAGGAUAAGCAUAGCCAGAAGCUAGAAUUGGAGAAGAGAAGACUUGAAGAGGAAUCAAAACAUCAACUGAUUCUCGUCACGCGUCUGGGGGAGCAGGUCAGAGAAAAACAGGAAACUAUCCAACUGCUCAAACGAGGUGAUGUGCAGAGCCUGGAUGAAGAAAAGAAUAUCCUCGAGGAAAUUAGGGAAGUUCUCCUCAAAGCCAAAGAAGCUAGACCUGCCGGAGGUGACGAACCUAGAUCUACUGUUGAAGAAGAUACUAGACCUGACGGAAGUGAGGAAACUGAAGAUGUCCAGGGAGCGAAGGAAAGAUACAUGGAUCUGAAAAGAACACAAUUGGAAAAGUUCACAGCUUUGGAACACAAUGUUUCUUAUCAAAAAAACCUCCUGGAAAAGGAAAUCACUCUUGACCGUGAAGCUCUUGAGCAAUUAAGGCAUGCACAUCAGAAAUCCAUAAAUGGCAGCCUGGAAGAUGGUGGAAGUCAUGCUUUAGAUUCAGUUGAGUUGCUCGAAGCAGUGGAGAAGCAGAAAGAGGUUGAACAACGAAUGGUGAAUAAGGCACGGCAGCUAGAUUAUUUAAUGGAAAACCAUUUGCCUGCUCUGUUGGAGGAAAAGCAGAGAGCUGCAGAAAUCCUCGACCGAGGUGUGCCUAGUUUGGAUGUUGUACUUUAUGAGACGGAGAAAGAAAUUGAAGAAAAAAAGGAGCAGAUAGCACAGUACAGAGCCAGCACUGAUCAACUUCAGCAGCUCCAACAAACAUAUGAAUUUACUGCUAAUAUAGCUCGACAAGAGGAAAAGGUUCGUAUGAUUGAAAAAGAGAUCAUUGAAUCAAGAGAAAAGCAACAGAGAGAGGCAUUGGAGCAAGCAGUAGCUAAAAUAGAGAAGAGGCACUCUGCUCUUCAGCGUCAUUCUGCCAUUGACUUAGAGAUUGAGGAACAGAGACAAAAACUAGCAACACUAAAUGACUGUGAAGAAACAGAUCUUCGAGAUAGUCUGGAAGCAGAGCACAAAGCCCUAGAACAAGACCGAGAAAGGCUAGAACAAGAAAUUCAGCAACUCAAGCGAAAGAUUUGUGAAAAUGACGUGGCCUUAAGGUUCUGUGGAGCUGGUGAAGAGAAGUCAUCGUACACCAGUUGUCCUGCUAGUCCUCAAAGGUCUCCAGCAAUCAUGACUCCAAUAGCUGAAGAAAGGAUAAAUGCAUAUAUUGAAGAGGAAGUUCAGCGACGACUAGCAGAAAAAGCAAAAUUACAAAAUGAGCACGAAAUAAACAAUAUGAUUAACCCUUCUCUUUCCACAGAACAGGAAAAUGAAAAUCUUCAAAAUAAUGUGAACCAACGCAAAUUGAAGUAUAAGCACUUAUUCUCUAGAAUGCAGGAGACUGAUCCAGACAGUCUAAAGGAUCCUAUUAAAAUUAGUAUUCCCCGUUAUGUCUUGCGUGGACAAGGAAAAGAUGAGCACUAUGAGUAUGAAGUGAAGGUAACCAUCCUGGAAGAUACUUGGACAGUGUUUCGACGAUAUAGUCGUUUCAGAGAACUGCACAAAAUAAUGAAGGCAAAAUACCCAGAGAUUGGCGGUCUAGAAUUCCCUCCCAAAAAGCUGUUUGGUAACCGAGAUGAAAGAGUGAUUGCUGAGAGACGAUGCCACUUGGAGAGAUACCUCAGGAACUUCCUCACGUUGAUGCUAAAGUCUCCAACUUCACCAAUAAACCCACACAGCAAGGACUUUAUAUUGUCGAAGCACAGUCUGUGUGAGUUUACACCUUUCUUCAGGAAAGGAGUUUUUGACUUCAGCAGUCACGGCACUGGGUAGCUGUGUAAGAUAACCAAAAGAUUUUACCCCUUUUUAAAAAUAUCAGGACCAAAAACAGUGCCUUCUCAACACCAGACUAGAUUUUUGAAGCAAGGAAGCGAAUCAUCUACUGUUCGGCGGUUUCAUUAUGAAAGGUAUCUCAUGUCUUAUGUUUACAUUGUAAAGCACCACCAUUUGUUGUAUAAAAAUAUGUAUAGUGAAUAAGCUCUUUUUAAUGUUUAAAAAUAAUUUUGAUUUGUAGUCCAUUGAGUAAAAUUCUCCAAUUAGAAGUAAAAGCUUACAUUUCAUCAAGCCAGUAGGAAGCAAUUGAUAAUUGCAGUGCUGCUUGGCACAAGCCAAACUCUGUUUAUCUAGAUUAGUAACAAUGGUUAAAAUGGCUGACAAUGGGCUGUGGCAGAGAAUGGAUGGUAUUGAAUUGGCUGCCUCUUAUACUCAGCACCUUUCCCUGUUCCACUGCAGACAAUAGAACAGGAUCUUUGACAUUGCAUAUGACAAUGACACUUCCUCAUUCGGCAUCACCACCUGCACUACUGACUUUCUAAUUUUUGCAGACUAACAAGCAAAAGUAGAUUUUUUUUUAAAAGCCUAGUUCAUCUCACUGAUGCACAAAUUGGAACACAAGUGUUUUAACAAAAGACCCAUUCCUACUGAAUACAUAUCUUUUUUCAUCAGCUAUUCCAACAUGAACCAUUAACUAAAUACUGUGGUUAUAAUCAGUUCACGUUAAGAGUACUCUUCUUAGAACAUGGUUAGUCUUGACCUUUACAUUUUUAGUUUAUUCUGAUGUUUUUGAACACAUGGAAAUGGUGUUUAAAGAUUUUAACAGAUUAUAGGCCCAUUUGAGAACAGGCUUAUUGAUCUAGUAAAGGUGCUUAUAAAGUACAGUAAUAAUGUAUAUGUACAGUACAGCUACUGUACAGUUGCCCUAACUACUUAUAGUACCCUGCGAAUGUAUAAUUAUUUAAUCUAGUCUGAAUAUCAUAAUGCUGCUUACACUGACCAAUUUACAAACUAUAACUCUUCUGAAUUUGAACAAUAGUCACCUAACACGUGGGGAAAUUGGCUCCCUAUAUAUGGACGUCAUGGCUACAACAGAUUACUGCUAAAAUUGUAUCCACUGUUUUGGGAAAUCACAUGGGAAUAUUGUGAAUCAAUGCCACACAAACAUUUUUAUUCACCUGUAAAUGCACAUCUGAAGCAUCCCAGCAUCUUUUAAUUGAUGCCUUUUUAAAGGUGUUUGUUACACUUUUAGAGGGAUGCCUUCCUUAAAAUCACUUAGUCUUAUGAAAUUUCAAAUGAGAUUUGGAACUGACAAUGGGCAAAAUAAAAAGUGGUGGGUUGGAAAUUUGUCCUGGACUGUGGCAGAGAAUAGAUGAUACUGAAUCAGUUGCCCAUUACACUCAGCACCUGAUACCUGUUCCACUUUUGACAAUGCAACAAGAUCUUGGCUGUCUCAUGGGUAAAGUGGCAGUGUCCCACCUCUGAGCCAGGAGGUCUGAGUUUAAGUCCCACCUCCCCCAGAGGUGUGUUGUAACAUCUCUGAAACAGGUUUUCAGAUAUUGCAUAUAACAGGCAGUCUGAUAUGCCUCUUCAUUCUGCAUCACCUGAUGCAAAUUUCUACUCCUAUUUUUAAUUUUGCAGACUAGUAAACAAAAUAAUUUAAAAAUUGUUGUUCUUUUCACUUAUAUACAAAGUGGUGCUAUUUUAACCAAAAGAAUACCCCAACUGAUUUAAUAGCUAACUUAAACAAUGGAAUAGUCAUUUGUUGUAAAAACUAGGUCUUCAACUAAAAACUUUGUAGUUCCAAAAAUUGGGCAAAUGCACCCAUUUAAUGUCGGUGCCAAAUGUUAUUGUCCUGUUAAUAUGAACAGGCUCUAAUUUUGCAGUCCAGUUCAAACUCAAGAAGCAGAACUCUGUGUUUCAUGCAGAAAUUAAAUAGAGUUCUGUCAGCAACACAGCAGAAUGAUUAAUUUGUAAUUUGUUUGCAAGUCAUAAGAAAGCAAAAUUGACCGGCACGUCAAAGAGCAAGAGGUCAAUUUUUGGCUUGUUUCCACUUCCAAUAUUUAAAUGCACAGCUUACUGCAGUCAAGAAUUUGCAUUGAUACAGUGCCUCCGGUGUGAAAUGUCACAAGACGCUUUGUGUUCAACCUUUGACACUUGCUGAGACUGCUGACCUUUGUGAUGAUGUAACUGUAACACUCCACUCGCCCUUCAGGAUGAGCUGUGACUCGGUAUUAGCAUGAGAGGUCCUAGGAAAUCUGAGCUGACUUCUCUAUCAGUGCAGGCUUGGGCAGAAAUGAACUACAGCAAGAAAUACUGGGGAUAAAAAGAAAGGUGUUAACAUUACAUUUUAUAUAACUAUGCAGCAUUAGGAAUUGGUGUCGAAUCACCCAUCAUUGUAGAAUGAAGUUCUGUUGAGCACAUCUAUUGUUGUUACAACCAUUCUCUUGGUUUAUUUGUAUUUUUGUUCAGUAACAUUAUCACGUAUUUGGGAGGUAGCCGUUGGUUAAAUGAAACCGUGAUUGUCAAAAUCCCCAGUUAAAUGUAGAUGUUACUGAACUACCAAUUAUAGUAACUUGAAGAAACUAUUAGAGACACAUUGGAGACAGGAUACCAAAGUUUUAAAUCAUUCAGUUACAUUUUCAUUCUGUAGCAUGCAAUAUAUUUAAAAACGUUUGCUAUAUUCAUGAUAAUCUUUUUCUUCAGUGCACCAUCAAAUUUUUAUAAAAACCAAUAGAACUGCGGAUGCUGCAAAUCAGAAACAAAACAGAAAUUGCCGGAAAAGCUCAGCUGGUCUGGCAGCAUCUGUGGAGAGAAAUCAGAAUUAAUGAACCGCCAGUUUGAGGAAGGGUCACUGGAUCUGAAACAUUAACUCUGAUUUCUCUGCACAGAUGCUGCUGGACCUGCUGAGCUUUUCCAGCAAUUUCUGCUUUAAAUUCAGACUUGUAUUUUCACUGCUCAAAGCUGAAUAGGUGUGUGUAUUAACUUUUCAGUUUUUCACUUGUUUCAAAUAUAAUCACUUCCUCGGCUUCCCAUUAUGAGUUAUCAUUAAUCAAAGAUUUACAAUUGGUCAUCUCAACUUAUUAAAAUUCCCACAUGUGAAUAAUUCUGCUGUGCAAUAGCACUCAUAGCUGCAUGGUAAAGAGCAUAGGAGAGAGCCAAAGUUACUAUGUGGCGGCUGGACAGUUAGAAAGACACAACAUUAUUACUCAAUACAUUACUAUGUACCAAAGCACAAUUUCACCUUACUUCCUGCUUGGAAAUGCAGCUCCUAUUGCAUGGGAAAGCUUGAAUAAGUUUAGUCCAAGAUGGAUUUUUUUUAAAAAGGUUGAAAUUUGAUCUGUGUGUAAUGUGCAAUAAAAGUAAUCCCAGCCACACCAAAGGCAUUUCACACCAUAUUGUCUCAUGAACUUCUAUUAAAUAGGAAAAUAGUCAUCUUUUUCAUUAAUUUUUCAGGUAACCUGAUUGCAGAGAGCUGGUAGAAACAAUCCAGUAUUGUUAUAGUACAUCUUUUCACCACGUUAUGAAUGCAAAAUGUUUACUGUAUGGGAUUUGUGGUUUCUGUUGUGUAGAUUACUUAGCUUCUGUAAACCAGGAUUAAUGAAUAAUGGUCAUUACUACUUUUUAGUAACUUUCAUGUGAAGAGAGCUACACUAAACAGUUUCUGGUUUACAAGUUUUACAUUUAUAAUAUAGUUGUGACAAUCAUUAAGUUCAUUAAACCAGUUAUGUUCCUGAUUUUAGGCUGGUUCUAAUGUUUGUACUUGGCUACCGGGUAGACUGAAAAGGAACAAGAAAACAAUAUAAAUAUUGUAAAUGGAAAAAUGAGUACGUUUUUUUAAAGUAUUUUUUUAGUGACUAUGGGAAUUUAUUGAGGGUCCUGUAUCAUUCAAGAUGAUCUAUUAUAUCGUGUAUAUAAGCAUAAAUAAUGCAAAUCUCAGCCUGAUUAUGCACCUAAUUGUAUAAUCAUUUAUAAUUUAUAACUGCGGUGAAAGCACUUUCUCUGUGUGUUUUUAUAGUGUUUAAAACUGCUAUUUGUAAACUCACUGACCUCAAAUAAAACGUUAAGCUGAACA